AGCUCAUACAAGGGGAGAUAACUCACAGAGCAAUCGAAAACGUACUGAAAAUUUCGAAUUAGAAUGAAAGAUGGGACGUCGUUCAGUUGACGAAUACGAUGAUAAAAAAUCAAAGAAGAAGAAGAAAAGACGUUCUAGAUCAAAAUCAAGGUCCAGAAGUGGUAGUUUAAGUAGCAGAUAUUCCGGUAAGUCAAAGAAAAAAGCCAAGAAACACAAAUCAAAGAAAUAUUCACCAAGCCCAUCAUACGAAAGAAGACGUUCUCGAACACGGUCACGCAGCAGGGAGAGAUAUUACAGAUCUAGAUCAAGAAGCAGAGGUCGAAGGUCAUGGACAAGGUCGAGAAGUAGAGGUCGAUGGACAAGGUCAAGAAGUAGAGGUAGAAGAUCAGCGUCGAGGUCAAGGAGUAGAGGUCGUAGGUCAUUAUCUCAAAGUAGAGGUCGUAGGUCAUUAUCUCAAAGUUACACAAGAAGAACUCGCAGUCGUGAACGUGAGCAAUAUAGACGAUCUAGAUCAGGCAGUAGAGGUCAGAGGUCAAGAAGCAGGGACAGAUAUCGGAGAUCAAGAUCUAAUUCAGGCGAUAGAUAUCGGGAUAGAAAGAGAAGUCCAGAAACAGAAAGUUCUGAUCCUGCAGUAAAUAUUCCUGGUUUUGAGGAUAUGGCUCCACAUGAAAAGGCUAAAAUAAGAAUGCAGUUGGCUUUAAAAGCAGCAGCUGCAGCCGAUGAGAAGAUAAGAGAAGAAACAGCCAGUCUAGCUCAGAGUGCAGUCUUUAAACCCAAAGAUCCAAUGGCCUUCUCUACAGCUGUUGCGGAAAUUGAAGAUUUUGGUUUCGCGCCCUCAAAGUUCAAAUCAAGUCGGUCGAAGAAAAAGAAGGCUGAUUCAUCAGAGAAAUAUAUCGAUACACAUGAACAAGCCAUGUUUGGUAUUGGUGGAUUAGAAAUUAAAUCAGAAGCUGGUUUUAAUAAACCUAUAACUAUAGAUCCUAACACUCUAGCUCAUACUAAUUUAUACUGUGAUGCACAAGAGAAAAUGGAUAAAUGGAUAAAUAAACUGGCAUCGAUGAGAAGAAAAAAAUAUGAUGGCAUGGCAAUGAUACACUGAUUGAUCAAUUUAUCAGUGAGACAGUUUAAAGGAGCUAAUAUUUGGGACCUAGAAAUUGACAACUACAUGUAAUUCAUGUUUUCAAUGUCGAAGACUUUGGAUGAUACUGAAUUAGAGACUUAGCUACUUUAAAAACUUAGUGAUUGAAAGGUUUGCAGGGACAUUGUACAUUUAUAAGAACAUUCAUGUUUUUAAUGUCAAAGACUUUGGAUGAUAUUGAGUUAGAGACUUAGCUACUUUAAAAACUUAGUGAUUGAAAGGUUUGGGGAGACAUUGUACAUUUAUAAGAACAUUGGUUAUACAGAAGAUUGGUGUAAAAAAAGAAAUUUAGAAAAAGAUUGUAUAUUAUUUUAUUUCAUAUCAAUCGUAUGAAUCAGUGGAGUUUUAUACAAAUUUCUUCAACACUUCUACCAGUCCUUGCCCCCAAGUUCACCAAGCAUUCUGUUUAGUGUUUAUUAGAAAUAUCUUUGUUCCAGAAAAACAAAACUUUGCACAUAGUUUCUUAUUGAUGUAUUUGAAACAUUAAAACAACAAAAGCGUUAUAUAAAGGGC
Messenger RNA from Patella vulgata (common limpet), 1651 nucleotides. Its product is annotated as serine/Arginine-related protein 53. Gene Ontology annotation, cellular component: nucleus; cytoplasm. The coding region runs from base 71 to 1099 and encodes 342 amino acids. Lineage: Eukaryota; Metazoa; Mollusca; Gastropoda; Patellidae. The record is from RefSeq and is a predicted model, not a curated record. Gene Ontology annotation, biological process: alternative mRNA splicing, via spliceosome. The transcript has 9 exons.